AUGGGCUCUUCGCACAUCCACGUCGUCCACAAGAAGCACAAACGGGCUCCAGAGGCUGAAGCCAAGCCUCAGGCAGCCCCAGUAUUGAAGCGUGCGCUGUCUGAUUGCGCGACGGGGUCAUUCUACAAGUCGCCUGAGAUGGGUGCAACCGUCGACUCAAUGCAAACCCUCCCCAUCACUUGGGAUCCUACAUGUUUGCCUGACAAGAAGGCAAUCGACGUCUACCUCUAUUCCCCUGGCUCGGCCAACUCUCGCAUUCAUUUCUGGUCGGAAAUUGCUCUCUCGCGGGGUUCAUACGAUCUCGAACUGAAACCCCGCUGGUGGAACGCAACAGCUUCCCAGAUACUUCAGAUCUCCAUCGUCCCAACAGGAGAACCCGCCUUCAACUCGACCUUCAUCGGUGGACCAGUCUUCACCGCCACGUACACAGCACCCGCCGAUGGUAGCGUCCCCAAAGCUGCUGAUACCACCUUGUCCGAGUACCCUGUCACUUAUGUGAACGACCUCACCAAGAAGAGCGGAAUGAACCCCGGCAAAACGGCGGCUGCUGUCAUCCUCCCAUUGCUGUUCGUUGGUCUGUGCAUUGGUGCAUUCAUCAAGAUGAAGCGUUCGCGCGGUCAGGAGAAGCGCAAGGACUGGGCAGAGAAGGUCGACAAGCGCAUGUCGACGAUCUCUACAGACUGGAAGAGCGUCUCCGCCGCGGGUGCAAAUGCCGCCAUCCGCAACUCCAUCGCAGUCGGCGCUCGCAACUCGUCCUUCUCAUUCGGCGCCAUCCGCCCUUCAAGCACCUUCGCUGUUGAAGGUGAAGAUGAGAAGGCAUCCAUGAGGCAGGCGAGGACUACAACAGGUGUCGGCCUCCGCAACCCCGCUUCACUCACCGGUACCGGCGAGCGCGUCUCGAGGGUGUCGUUUGCGCCCGACACACGGGUUUCAAGGGUCUCGUUCGCAGACUCGCGCCCGUCGACCGAAUCGCGACGGACGCGGGCCUACCACAGCGCAUACGUCCCCCCUGUCCCGGCGUUACCCGACGCUAAGGACGAUGAGAAGAGCAAUGUGAGCAGCGAUGCCGAGGGACGGUUCUCGCCGAGGCAGACACAAGGACCUCUUACUCUCAGCCCAGAAGACAUUCGCGCUCGCAUCACAAAUGGGAAAGCUGGAAAGACCAACGGUGCAGGCGAUUUCGACGAGGUGAUGCCCGCUUUGAGCAUGAUGCGUACUGGCAACGACUCGGCUGGCGAUGAAUUCCUCUUCUCUGGCCCCGCUGCCCCCGCUAUGCCUUCGCCGACCCACCCUAAACCUAUUAUCUCUGCUCCCCAAACCAUGAGCCCACUUAGCAGCCCGGUCAUGUCCACGAUGCCCAUGCAACCCAUGCCUGCCAGCGUCAUGUCUCCCGACGAUAUGCUCCGUGCCUAUGCCGAGCGCAAGAAGAUGGCUGCCGGAAAGCAGGGCGGUAUCACCGGUUCCUCGAUCAGCUACCCCAUGCCCGUCGCCUCCCAGUCGACAGGCGGCAGCGGCAACAGUAGGGCUCUGUACGGCGCGACCGGUGUAGUGAGCCCUACGAACACAGGCAACGGCGCGAUGGCGCAGGCACAAGAUGACGCGUACGGAGGAUAUGACCUCGGUAUCACCCCGACGGAGACCCCGAGCGCAUACCCCUUCGGACACCAUCCGAAUGGUUCGAUUGGCGUCGGCGCAUAUGGCGGCGCAAAGUAUGCGAUUGGAGACGACGACGACGCCGACGUCGCCAUGGCGGAUGUGGGCAUGGCGGGCCGAGGCGCAUUCGGUGGUCAGCACCAGGGAUACGGAUACGGAUACGCGAAGUAG
Cyclocybe aegerita is the source of this 1824-nucleotide messenger RNA. NCBI's taxonomy places the organism in Eukaryota, Fungi, Basidiomycota, Agaricomycetes, Agaricales, Hemipholiotaceae. The record is from the annotation of a GenBank genome assembly.